Messenger RNA from Macrosteles quadrilineatus (aster leafhopper), 1726 nucleotides. RefSeq names its product facilitated trehalose transporter Tret1-2 homolog. Gene Ontology annotation, molecular function: transmembrane transporter activity. NCBI's taxonomy places the organism in Eukaryota, Metazoa, Arthropoda, Insecta, Hemiptera, Cicadellidae. The transcript is spliced from 8 exons. Gene Ontology annotation, cellular component: membrane. Gene Ontology annotation, biological process: transmembrane transport. The record is from RefSeq and is a predicted model, not a curated record. The coding region runs from base 119 to 1537 and encodes 472 amino acids.
UCAGCUCUUAUCAGCAGUUGUAUCUGCCAUCUGGCCUUGUGAUAGUAUAUCAGAUCGCAACAGUCACUCGGGCCUUAACCAUACCAAUCUGUGUGUAGUGGAAGAACAGAAACUGAAAAUGACACUUGUACCUUCAACUCCGAGCGAGAAAGCAACUUUGAGGCAAUAUUUGGCGGCAAUCACUGUGACACUUGGGAUGAUGGUGGUUGGAGAGACGUUUGGAUGGCCCUCCCCCACCUUGCCCCUCCUAGAGGACCCGUCGGCCCCGCUACACCUUGAUCACUCCCAGAUGGCAUGGGUCGUGUCUUUACUCUACAUGGGGAAUCUCCUCAGUCCCAUACCCACUGGUUGGCUUAUGGACCGUUUUGGGCGUAAGAGGUCCCUGAUUCUCUUGUCAGUGUUGCCACUAUCCUCCUGGACUUUGAUCCUGCUAGCCAAGCGUCCCCUGCAUCUCUACAUUGCCCGUCUGCUAGCUGGUUUCUGGAUCGGAGUGGUAACAACUAUUGCUCCCAUCUACAUCGGAGAGAUCGCUGAACCUAGAAUCCGCGGUGCUCUGGGAAAUUUCUCCUCACUCAUGACCUACGUUGGAGACUUGUUUAUUUAUUUGGUUGGGCCAUAUGUCUCCUACAGCACGCUCGCCCUUGUCGCAGGCAGUGUGCCGGUGAUCUUUCUGUUGACCUUCUCCUGGAUGCCAGAGUCCCCCUACUACUUCCUGAUGCAGGGAAAGAAGGAUGAGGCCCGAGAGUCCCUGCGGUGGCUACGAGGCGACGCAGGGAAAGGCGAACUGGAAACAGAGAUAAACAAGAUGGAAGAGAACGUGAAAAGUCAGAUGCAGAACAAAGGCACAAUGAUGGACAUCUUUGCCACUCAUGCCAACAGGAAGGCUUUCUUCAUUGUUGAAGUCUUAGCCGUGUGUGUCAAGUUCUCUGGGACUGGUGUGAUGAUGGCAUUCGCUUCAACAACUCUGCCCAAAGAUGCCUUCAGCUCCUUCGGUCCCAGUGAGUGUGUCAUAGUCCUGGGUAUCACCUGGGUCUCUUCAGCCAUCUUGUCUAUGCAGCUGGUUGACCGACUGGGGCGUAAGGUGCUGCUCUCUGUAUCCUCCUUCGGCUGUGGAUGCGCUGUACUGCUAGCUGGUGUCUGGUUCUACCUGGACUCUGCCACCUCCGUGAACGUCCGAGGAGUCAGCUGGGUCCCCUUCACGUGUUUCCUACUACACGCUCUGCUCUACUCCCUUGGACUGGGACCGAUCGGCAUGGCCAUCAAAGGAGAGGUUUUGGCAGCCAAUAUAAAAGCGAACGCCUCUGCCAUCACGUCUAUCGUUCUCGCUCUGUCCGCUCUGUUCCUCAACCGAGUGUAUCUGUUCCUCGCAGACUCCAUAGGGAUGUAUGUCAACUACUGGAUAUUUGCGGCCGCAUGUUUCAUUGCAUGUGGCUUCACUCUGCUUGUCGUCGUGGAAACUAAGGGGAAGACGUUGCAGGAAAUACAGGAUGAGUUAGCCAGGAGAAAACCUCAGCCACAAGUAGAAGACGGCCUGUGAUUAAAAGCGGAAUCUCAAUAAUGUGUUUCAUUUACUUCUCUGAAUCAAAUAUUUGUAGACGGUACCUCGAAGUUGACAUUUAAUUCCCAUGUUAGAGUCAUGGCUGGUUUUAGAAUGACAAGAACUUAAUUCAAUUGGCUACUGACAGAGUAUGUAAAGUACCUCUUGAACUUAACACAAACUUUUAUA